Messenger RNA from Peromyscus maniculatus bairdii (prairie deer mouse), 743 nucleotides. It is a transcript of the gene Il17f, whose product is annotated as interleukin 17F. Gene Ontology annotation, cellular component: extracellular region. Gene Ontology annotation, molecular function: cytokine activity. Gene Ontology annotation, biological process: inflammatory response. The record is from RefSeq and is a predicted model, not a curated record. Lineage: Eukaryota; Metazoa; Chordata; Mammalia; Rodentia; Cricetidae.
AUGAAGGGUCCGUGUGAGACAGCCAUGUUCAAGUCCCUGCUACUGUUGAUGUUGGGGCUUGCCAUCCUGAGAGGGGUAGCAGCACGGAAGAACCCCAAAGCUCCUGUCCCUCAGAAGGCUGGGAAUUGCCCUCCCCUGGAGGAUAACAGUGUGAGAGUUGACAUCCGCAUCUUCAAUCAAAAUCAGGGCAUUUCUGUCUCACAUGACUUCCAGAAUCGCUCCAGCUCCCCAUGGGAUUACAACAUCACCCGAGACCCCCACCGGUUCCCCUCAGAGAUCGCCGAGGCCCAGUGCAGAUAUUCAGGCUGCAUCAACGCCCAGGGGCAGGAAGACAGCUCCAUGAACUCCGUUGCCAUCCAUCAAGAAAUCCUGGUCCUCCGGCGGGAGCCCCAGGGCUGUUCUAAUUCCUUCCGGCUGGAGAAGAUGCGGGUCAAGGUUGGCUGCACCUGCGUCACUCCCAUCGUGCACCGCGCGGCCUGACCAAGCUCCGCAGCAGCAAACGCAGUUGAAGAAGCCGAGGAAGUGCCUCUCUUUACCCAGUGCUCUGCUUGAAGCCUGAUCUCUAAGUCUUCCUGCUUCCUAGGACUCUUAGUAAGAUGCGCAUGGCAUUCUUGAAGCUCUGUACUCGAUGCAAUGUUAACUUCCUGGCGUGCUUUAGAACUGUGACCAGUUCUGAUGUGUUCCAAUGCCUUAAACUUCUGAAAAUCAAGGAGAAUUAAGACACCCUUGGCCCAGCCCCUUUA